AGGGGAAAGGGACGGCAAAAGACGCGGUUGGCUUUAUUUUGCUGACUUUCCAGCUUCGCUCUCACUUCGCUCUGCUUCGCUGCCUUCACUAUUUCGCAAGUGCCCACGGGAAGGCGACCCUGAGGCAAUCACAGUAGAGGCGGCUGAAGUGGAUGCGCCCGUUUUUCAUAGAUCAAUAGGAACGGGAUGUCACCCUCUUACCGCUGGCACUUUCGGUGCCUUUAUAAAGGGGGUCCGCCGGUACCCAAGAACCGGAAAUUGACCACAAACAGCCAUGCGGCGACAAGACGCUCGGAAAGGAACUUGGCAGUUUCGCAGAAGUUGCUAUGCAACAUGCUGCUAUACCUGUGUGCGCGGAACAUAGCUCCCCGAUGCCAGCGAAGGUAUCACUCUGUCCAUGCCGUUCCUGCCGAGACUGAGAACGCCAUUGCGCCUACCACCGCGACAGCCGACGAUGUCGCUUCCUCCUCCGCCGCCCUACCAGUCGAAGGUGUCGCUUCUUCAUCCGCCCCUCCAGAAGUGACAGCCGAAAACGUUGCUUCCUCCUCGGCCCCGUCAGAAGUAGCAGCCGAAGAUGCCGCUUCCUCAUCCGCCCCUUCAGAAGUAAUCGACGCCAUAGGACCUUUGCAGCAAGAUCCGAUCAAGGCUUUUCGUCAAACAUUGGUCUCCGCUCAGGAUCUUCUCACUUGCUGGGGCGCCUUUCGUAAAAUAACGAAACUGCCAGAUCUGCAGACGCAACUAUCUCAGCAGGACCUACGACUUUUCUUAUUGCGCUUCCAUGAACAAUCUCUGAAGGUUUUGGCAAAAGCUCCAGAUUCGAUUUCGCGGAAACUCCCCGAUUUGUGCAGAGUCAUCGCCACAUGGUCGCAUCUUGAUCCAGCCGAUCUCGUCGAUGAGUACAACCUUGCCAUUGAGAUAUAUCUCAAUCAUCACCAGACGUCGGAUGCGCAACGAGUGUUCGGGGUGCUCGAGGUGGGAGGCAAGCCCAACCUUCAGACCUGUACCCUGAUGGUCCGCAUGGCUCUGUACAAGACGGAUGUGGAGGCCGCCGAAACUUGGAUCGCGCGGAUCAAUGAAGCAGAAGGCCGCGUGCCAACGGAAAUUUACGUGCAGCUUUUGAAGUUGCAUGUAGCAACAGAUGAGCAGAAGAUCGACCCAACGAUAGCGGCAUUGAAAAGCAAGAAUAUAAGCAUCGGUUGGAAGCAGCUGAAGGAGCUCGGCCAAUAUGCCCUAACACGGAGGCGUUUAAAGGGUCUGGUAGCAUUGCUUCCACACAUGAUGGAGAUUGAGCCUCGGGCCACUUUAGCAAUUUUGGACCGUGCCGUAAAAUUGUGUCGCCUCUAUCCCGACCUUGCAGGGGCUCAGACCCUACUGGACUCAAUGCAACGAUGCGGGGAUUACGGUGUCACGCCCCAGUUGCAGUGCCUGACAGCUAAACUUUACGCCGCGAUUGGAGAACCCGAACAGCUUAUUUCGUUUUUGGAUCAAAUGAUCGAUUGCGGGAAUUCUCUUACCCUUGCGGAAGUGUCCGCUAUUUUGAACAUGUUCGUUCGACGGAAGCUUAUUGGAUAUGUGGAGCCUUUCAAGACGAGAGUGAUGGCCAUGGGAAUAUUCUUUGACUUUCCCUCAUACACAUUGCUACUUCGAGCUAAUGCGUCGUGUGACAUGGUGAAGGAAGUAGAAGAUACUCUGGAUAUGCUGUCGGAGAGUGUACAGUUCGAACAAUGUAUCCACGCUUUGAGGAUGUACAGUAAACUUGAUGAUUCGAAGAGCUGGCAGCGUUGCUACAAUCGACUUGGACGUUUCGGGAACCUCAUCGACGCCACGACAGCUCAAGACUGGAUGAAGCUGCAUCAGACCCGCGGAGGCCAGUUUGAAGACUGGCUUGUGACCCUCGUUGACGGCAGGGCUCUCAAAGUGACGGACCCUUCUGUCCCACAAACUCGGGAAAAUCUUCGGCGACUACUUGCUGCGGCUCUGAAGAACAACGAUAUCGGCCAAGCUGAAUUUGCGAUCCGAGAGCUCACUCGUCGUCAUGUCAACGCUGCACCAGUGACUUUGCCAGCUAUAGGCGCUUUGGCGAUUCGUGAGCGAAACCGGUACUUAUUGGACUACUGCAUAGCGCAAGCAAUCCACAUCAACCUGGGACCCACGGACGUAUUCAGGCUGGUCUCGGAUGAUGUGGAGGUUUCGAUGGAGUCCACGGCUAUGUUACGAGGUUUCAUUUCAUCGUUACUGGAUCGACAAGAGCUUCGCGACGCAGUGUCAACCUACAGAUCAACUCUGGGACCAGAGGAGGAUUUCUCGACGAAAUUCAAGGACUUGUUGAUUGACGUGCUUAUCGAGAAGAACCUUCGAGCGGCCACGGCAUAUCUCAAGGGGCGGGGAGCAAAGGCGAUUGGUACGCCAGAGGCGUUUAUCAAGGCUUUGACCUCCCUAUCGUUGCGGUGUCGCCGUGAAGAUGAGAAGGCCCUAAGGGAUUUUCUUUCACAAUUGAAAGAUUUGAAUGUGCUGGCCCCGACCGAUGUGAUGAAUCGUUUUUUGAAGAGUCUUGUCGCCAAUUCGAAAGCCAAGGAAGCAGCGAAGCUUGUAAAGGAAAUGCGGAAGGCGACGGAUCCUGUUGUCAAGCCAGACAUUGUCACAUACCAAGUGUUGAUGCGUUCGCUUGCCGAGGCGAAGGAAGUCGAAUUAUUUCGGGGAUACUGGAGUUGCCUCAGACAGGAUGGCAUCUAUCCCGAUCACGCUCUAUAUACCAGCCGCAUCGCCCUUCGUAUCCGGCAAGGUGAAGUAAAUUCCUUGGAGAGGGCUAUUCGGGACCUACACGACGCCCAGAACGAGCUCGGACCUUUUCCUAAGCAGACCUACGGCAUGCUGAUCAAAGCCUUGUUGGACGCUGGAAAUCUCGAUCGUGCACGGAUGAUUCUAGACAAGAUGACGCGUGCCAAUGUUCUCCCCAAUGAAUUCAUUUAUGGUUUGUUCCUAUCCUAUCACCUCAAGCACGAACAAUAUUCUGCCAUGUUUUCUCUGGAACAAGAACAGAGAGCCGCCGGCCUACCCUUCAACACCGUCCUCUACACAAUACUUAUCACGGCAGCGGCGAGACAAAAGGAUGUUGCACGAGCGCAUUUCUUAUAUCGGGAAAUGAAGGCAGCCGGCAUCGAACCCGAUGUUCAGGUCAUGACCGCUGUCAUGGCGGCAUUCGCCGCGAACAAAAACAUCGAAGGGAUGAUGGAUGUUUAUGAGGACAUGCGGAAAAUAGGUGUCAAGCCUACCCUCACAACGUGGAACACGAUGCUGUCAGCAUAUGCCCGUAUCAGCGAUGUCAAGUCGGUCGAUCGAUUACUCGACGAGAUGAAAACUGCUGGAGUUGAAGCAGAUCAGACAACCUGGGAGGCGCUUUGGAAAGGAAACGCGACUUCGGGCAAUAUAAAGGAAAUGCAUCGUUACCUUUCCAAACUUGUCGGAUCAGAACCCGGAUACCCCCGACUCCAACGCGAUGCGCGCUUUCCGACGCUCGUACUUCCCUUGUACAAUCGCGUGCUCGAUGCGCAUGCUGCGAAGGGAGAUGUUGCUGGAGUGGAGACCUGGUUCGCACUACUCCGCUCGGCCGAUUUGAAGCCUGAUAUCUAUAGUUACAGCCCUUUAUUUGAAGUUUACGCCAGAGCGGGGGACUUUGCGAAAGUGGAGGAGGUUAAGCAAAAGGCAUCGAUGGAGGACAUCCGACUUGACGCCAAUGCAGUCAGUAGGGUUGUCAAUGCCCUUCUUGCGGCUGGGCAUCUUGACUUCGCCAAUCGUUUCCUGGAUUCGGCGGCGAAGGACGGGGUGACACUUGAUCCGGCCGUCUUCAACCCCUUCAUCGCAUAUUGGCAACGGGUCGACCACAAAAACGUUUUGAGCGUUGUAGAACAAAUGCGCGCGAAAGGCGUCGAGCCAAACGUCGCAACCUAUACGCAGUUGAUCAACGCAUUAGCUCACUCGAAUCGACACGAAGAAGGAUGGGACAUCUGGCGCUCCAUGGUUGGCCAGAAAGAGCAGAUUUUCCACAAAGGAUGGGGCGUCUGGGCGACUGCGCUUGGCGAACAACCCAUCAGCGCACACGUCGCGGCUUUGCAGAUACGGCGGACGCCUAUGGACGACCUGGCCUUACACUCAGGCUCGCUGCUGUCGAUCCUUCUCGAUCUUUGCGGAUUUGCGGGCUGGGUUGACCGGGCAGAUGUGCUGUGGAGUCGGGUUUCCAUGUCAUCUCGCAAGCUUGAAGAGAAUCAUCUUGCGAGUUACGUCGAAUGCCUGUUGCGUAAUGGACAGCAUGCCCGAGCGAUCGAACUGGUCACCCGCGAAACCGGCGUACCACCGGCGAUGCCCACUCCUGGCCACAAGACUUAUGGAACAUUGUUGGGCAUGCUGCAAUCACAGGGGUUGAUAGGGGAAAGAGAGGCUUUACUGUCGCAUUUACGAGCAAAGCACGGGGAGUGGCUUCUGCGCCGCAUAGACCUGAAAUACCCCGGUGUAGUAGGUAAAAUGUGAUCGCGAUGCUUACUUCUGUGAUGCGAGGGCGUAAUGGUGUCACAUAGACUUCUAUGCAGAAAAAUAAGAUUACUAUGUAUAGUACGGAAUAAUCAUGUACGUCGCAAAAUGAAAUAAGUGAAAUAAAGCCCUAUCUCUACAAGUUGCCAUCAUCGGCGAUGCCUCCGGCAGAGGUACAAUGACGUGGAUGGCAGAUAACCACCACGGAAAAUGGGAUGGGGUGAAGACUCUAGACUACCGGUUACGGGAGAAUGCGUCUGGUCUGCGGCCAUCAAUGCCAA
Molecule: messenger RNA, 4805 nt
Organism: Fimicolochytrium jonesii
Lineage: Eukaryota; Fungi; Chytridiomycota; Chytridiomycetes; Spizellomycetales; Powellomycetaceae
Exons: 1
Coding region: 187-4524 (1445 amino acids)
Molecular function (GO): protein binding
Source: RefSeq, a predicted model, not a curated record